Equus quagga is the source of this 1419-nucleotide messenger RNA. RefSeq names its product solute carrier family 36 member 3 (gene SLC36A3). The transcript has 10 exons. The record is from RefSeq and is a predicted model, not a curated record. Gene Ontology annotation, biological process: L-alanine transport; glycine transport; proton transmembrane transport. The coding region runs from base 1 to 1419 and encodes 472 amino acids. Gene Ontology annotation, cellular component: vacuolar membrane. Gene Ontology annotation, molecular function: L-alanine transmembrane transporter activity; L-proline transmembrane transporter activity; amino acid:proton symporter activity. NCBI's taxonomy places the organism in Eukaryota, Metazoa, Chordata, Mammalia, Perissodactyla, Equidae.
AUGUUGAAGACGUCAUUGCUUGGAAGGGACUACAACAGUGAGCCCGACUCCUUGGAUGAUGGGUCCAAGUCCCCCUCAGAGAGUAGCAGCACCACCACUUCAGAGAAUGUCCGUCCUGCUGAGGAAGCCAACCGACUAACGAUGCUGCAAACCUUGAUCCAUUUAUUGAAAUGCAACAUCGGCACAGGCCUCCUGGGGCUUCCCCUGGCCAUCAAAAAUGCCGGCUUACUGGUCGGCCCUAUCAGCCUGCUGGCCAUCGGGAUCCUCACCGUGCACUGCAUGGUCAUCCUGUUGAACUGUGCCCAUCACCUCAGUCAGAGACUGCAGAAGACUUUCGUGGACUAUGGAGAGGCCAUGAUGUACAGCCUCGAAACCUGCCCCAACGCCUGGCUGAGGACCCACUCGAUGUGGGGGAGGUACACUGUCAGCUUCUUAUUAAUCAUCACCCAGCUGGGCUUCUGCAGUGUUUAUUUUAUGUUCAUGGCAGACAACUUACAACAGAUGGUGGAAGAAGCCCACAUGACGUCCAACACCUGCCAGCCCAGGAAGAGCCUGGUGCUGAUCCCCAUCCUGGACAUUCGUUUCUACAUGCUGAUCAUCCUGCCCUUCCUGGUCCUGUUGGUGUUUAUCCAGAAUCUCAAGGUGCUGUCCAUCUUCUCGACACUGGCCAACAUCACUACCUUGGGGAGCAUGGCUCUGAUCUUUGAGUAUAUCGUGCAGGGGAUUCCAGAUCCCAGCAAACUACCCUUGAUGGCAAGCUGGAAGACCUUCUUGCUGUUCUUCGGUACAGCCAUCUUCACAUUUGAAGGCGUUGGCAUGGUUCUGUCUCUCAAAAACCAGAUGAAGCAACCACAGCGGUUUUCUUUUGUUUUGUACUUGGGGAUGUCCCUUGUCAUCGUCCUCUACAUCUGCCUGGGGACACUGGGCUACAUGAAGUUUGGACCAAACACCCAGGCCAGCAUCACCCUCAACUUGCCCAACUGCUGGUUGUACCAGUCAGUCAAGUUGAUGUACUCUGUCGGCAUCUUCUUCACCUACACUCUCCAGUUCCACGUCCCAGCCGAGAUCAUCAUCCCCGUUGUCAUCUCCCAGGUGUCAGAGAACUGGGCACUGUCUGUAGACCUGUCUGUCCGCACAGUCUUGGUCUGUCUGACUUGUAUCUCAGCCAUCCUCAUCCCGCGCCUGGACCUGGUCAUCUCCUUGGUGGGCUCGGUGAGCAGCAGUGCCCUGGCCCUCAUCAUCCCACCCAUCCUGGAGCUCAUCACUUUUUACCCUGAAGACAUGAGCUGUGUCACUAUUGCAAAGGACAUCAUGAUCAGCAUUCUAGGCCUUCUGGGUUGUGUAUUUGGGACAUACCAAGCCCUCUAUGAGUUGACCCAACCCAUCAGCUAUUUCAUAGCCAACUCCACAUAUGCAUAA